UAAUUUUAAUUCCGCUCUCAAUGUCAAAGAUGGGAUUCUUGGGAGCAAUAGGCUUUUCUUUAGUAUUGGUAUCUCUAACUCAGAUACAUCAUAGUGCAGAAGGCUGCAAAAUCCUGUCAGCAACUUCUUCAAGCGCCUCUUCAAUUUAUGUAGAAUGGGAAAAAUAUCCGGGGGCAACAAGCUAUCUUUUGGACCUUCGAAAGAAAAACUCUUCAGGUUCUGCACCGGUUGUGGUGACUGUGUCAGGAGACAAGACGUCGAAGGAUGUCCAGGGUCUGAAACAAGGGACCGAGUAUAGUGUGACUCUCAAAGUUUUUUUGUUCUACUUUGUGGAGUGUGUGAAUUCAACUUCGGCGUACACAGUCACCGCGACAACGCAGAUAACACACGGCUGGGCAUCUACGAGCACCUCAAUCACUGUAAAAUGGAAAACGGUACCUUUGGCGGAGUACUACUACCUGGAGGUUUACUCUCAGGAUACUGGAAAAACGCUUAACUACACCUUGACCAACACCUCGGCUGUAGUGGAAAACCUGCAACCCUCCUCUAACUAUGACUGCUACGUAUACACAGUAAACAAGGGCGGCAUGGGAGAGAGCAGCAAAGUGCGGACCAUCAGGACAUUGCAAUCGCCACCAGUGGGUGUCACAGCAAAGCAGACUGGACAGGAUACAGCGAGAAUAACGUGGCAGCCGGUGAAGAAAGUCCUGUUGUACCAAGUCAUCAUCCGGAAUCUCAGUGACCCCACCAGCCAGCUGUCCACAUACAAUGUCUCAGACACCAAGUUGGAUAUUGGAGGCAUCCUCCCAUGUUCCAGCUAUCUGAUAUUAGUGUCCUCAUUCAGCAUAUUCUUGGUGCCGAGCGAGCCCACAGAAUACAUGUACACCACCAACAAGUUGAUGCCCGUUUCGUCAGUAUCGGUGGAGUACAGCUGCACCUCACACUCUGUCAUGGUGUCUUGGUCGGCUGUUUUUGGGGCCGACUCCUACUCGGCCACGGCGACGGACAAAUAUGGUACAGAGAUGUCAUGUACGAGCUACGGCACUAACUGCUGGAUCCCUGGACUGACUUGUGGUCAAAGCUACGUAGUGCAUGUAACACCCAUGUCACAGAACUGCAAGAACACGAUCAACGCUACCUCGGCCACUUUCCAUACUGUCCCUUGUCCUCCCACCAACCUAAAGUUGGUACGAGAAUGCACCAGUCAUGCCAUCUUGUUUUCAUGGAACCACACAAACAACACAGACCACUACAAGGCCCAAGCAGUCGACUCUAAGGGAGGGGUCCAGGACUGCCUGACUGACAAAAACUCCUGUUAUUUCACACACACAGUGUGUGGACGACACUAUGACUUCACAGUCUACGCUAUGUCAAAGGGUUGCAAAAGUGAGAUCAGCUCCACUGUGGGUAUUCGCACAGCACCCUGUAUUCCCCAGAAUCUGCAAACAUCAUCCAACUGUAGCUCCGAUGCUUUGCUCAGCAAGUGGGACCAUGCUGAGGGAGCUCUACGCUACACUGUGAAUGCCACCGGCAACAAGAAAAACAGCAACUACAGCUGCAGCACACGUACCAACAGCUGCGUUAUGGAGGGUGUCCCCUGUGGGCAGCACCUGACCAUCAGCAUCACUGCUUAUGAUGAUGAGUGUUCCAGUCCGGAAAAGCUUGGUCAUCCUGCUGAGACAGUCCCUUGCACUCCCAAGAACAUAUCAGCUGUGAAGGACUGCAAAAUCGACACCAUCAAUGUGAACUGGACCAGUAUCUACCCCGCAUUGUUCUACGUCGCCAUUGCGGAGGACAUCAAUGGCGUCAUUCACAGCUGUAACUCCAUAAAAAUGUCCUGCAGCAUGCACGGCUUGGAGUGCAGCACCACGUACAAAGUCUAUGUGAUCGCCUCCAACUUCAUGUGCAACAGCUCUGUGAGCGAGAUGGUCACCGUAGAGACAGGUGCCUGCCCACCAUAUGACCUCUAUUCGUACCUGGACUGUGCAGCCAAUGAGGCUCUGAUUUCAUGGCACGGCCAACACAACAUAAACUCCUACACCGCCACCAUUGUGGAUAAAGAUCACGGACUUCUCAGCUGCAGCUCCACUACAACCAACUGCACAAUACCCAACCUGAAAUGUGGCCAGUACUACACCGUCACAGUCAGCCAGCACGUUGGCAUGUGCAGCAUAUCCUCUGAGCCCAUCCACAUGGAUUCUGUUCCUUGCGGACCUGCCAACCUGCACGCCAGCGUGAACUGUAUGUCCGGUGAAGCCACCAUCAGCUGGAAAGAGACCUGGAACGCAGAAGGCUACAUCACUGUGAUCUCAGAUGGAAACAUGCAGAUGACUUAUAAUACCACAGAGCCAAAGCUGAGCGUGGACACGAUGCACUGUGGGCAGAAGUACAAAGUGGAGGUGAUGUCCGUCAAUGAGAGCUGCGUCAGUCUUUCAUCAGAGACAUACUUCAAGGAAGUGCCCUGUGUGCCCACGAAUGUGACAAUCAAGAGAAAAUGCGGCCAGAGUUUUGUGGACGUGAUGUGGCAAGCAAGUCGUGGUGCCAAAAACUACACGGUAACUGCCAUGGAUGAAGAUGGCAACUCCAUGAAGUGUGUAUCCAACAUCACGUCAUGCAGGAUGAAGGGCGUAAUGUGUGGCAAAGCUUACAAUGUCAGCGUGAUAGCUAUGGAUGACGCCUGCAGCAGCAUGAAGAGCCCUGCUGUGAAGCUACUGACAGAACCCUGCCCUCCCACUGAGCUGAUGGCCAAAGUGAACUGCAGCAAUAACUCUGCCAUGCUAACCUGGAAGAGCAGCCCCAAUGCAAUAUAUUACACUGGCCAGGCAGUGAGCACAGGUGGAGACCGCAUGACCUGUGAUGAAGGAAUGGAACUCAAUUGCUCUCUGACGGGUCUGCACUGUGGUGAGGAGUACACCUUCACCGUGUCGGCCUCAGACGGUGAAUGUCAAAGUCCUGACAGCAAGCCGGUCGUCCAAACAACUGCCCCCUGCGCUGUUCAGAAUGUGCGCACAACCCUCAACUGCACUAACAACACACUGAUGGUCAGCUGGAUGCCCGGAUCCAUGCCAGUCAACUACAGCGUCACCGCCAUGACUGCAAGUGGCACCGUACUUCGCUGUGUCACAGAGGGUUCCAGAUGUAACACAACUCUACAGUGUGGACAGCAGUACACUGUGACAGUCACCCCCAUGAGCAGCACAUGUGAAGGACCCAGCAGCGACCCAGAGAUUGUAAACUCAGUUCCAUGUGUUCCUAUGGAGGUCCAAGGCAUGGUGAACUGUUCCACUAACACGCUGAACGUUUCCUGGGAUGCAGCUGCUGGUGCAAUGUCCUACAAGACCUUAGUGACAGGACCCGGAGGUUUCUCUACUUACCGUCGCACAGAGAACCAGAGCUCCCUCUUCCCUCAUCUGCAGUGUGCUCAGACCUAUAUGUUCAGUGUGAUGGCCCUCAGUGACAGGUGCAACAGCUCGAAGAGUGCCAUGAUGUCAGCGACAACUGCUCCCUGUGACCCAACAAACGUGUUUGCUUCUCUGAAUUGCGUCUCCGGUGUGGCGACGGUGACCUGGAAUGCCAGCGCUGGAGCAACUCACUACAAGGUCAUCGCCGAGGCCAACGGUCACAUGGACUACUGUAAAUCCAAUGGCACUACCUCCUGCGAACUGACCCGGCUGAAGUGUGGGGAGGACUACAGCGUGACUGUGCUGGCAGGAGAUGCAAAGUGCAACAGCUCCAUGCUCGCCAGAACCUAUCUAACAACAGCCCCCUGUGCUCCCAUGAUCCACAACCACUCCCUCGACUGCGCCCACAACCACGCCUGCGUCACCUGGGAUAAAGACGACGAUGCCAUCAAUGUAACGGUAUAUGCAAGCUCCAGCAUGGGAGACAUGCAGUCCUGCAACUCCUCCACCAACAACAGCUGUUACCUGGACAAGCUGAAGUGUGGGCACACCUACAGCGUCCAUGCUGUUGCACAGGGAGCCCAGUGUUUGAGCAAACCCAGCACUGCUUUUGAGGUUGUCACAGCCCCCUGUACACCUGCAAACGUGGACCACACAUACGACUGUCUAACUGGCAUUGCCUUCGUGAACUGGGACGAGACUCUGGGCAGUAAGGGUUUCUACGUCCACGCCCACUCUGGGAACCACGCGACCUACUGCAGCACCGACAAGACUGACUGCUCCCUGUCCCGGCUGCUCUGCGGUCAACUGUACCAUAUCGAAGUGACAGCGGUGGCUGAUCACUGCAACAGCAGCAUGCCUGGUGUAACGCAGAUACAGACCGCCCCCUGUGCUCCCAUGGAUCUCAGCGCAUACCUGGUGUGUGACAACAACACGGCGGCGGUGAGCUGGCAGCAAAGUCCCGGUGCAGAUUCCUAUACCGUGAUGGCGAACGGCAGAGAUGGUGACGUCAAGAAGUGCAUCACAAACGGCACGAGUUGUCAUCUACCCAACAUGCACUGCGCUCAGACCUACAUCAUCACCGUCACCCCCUCCUCUAAGUGGUGCACCGGCAGUGAGAGCAAUUCAUACACCUACGUUGCAGGUCCCUGCCCUCCCACCGACGUCCACGCGACCCUGCAGUGUGUCGGUAACGUGGGCCACGUGACCUGGACCGCUGCCCCACGAGCUGAUAUGUAUGUGGCCACGGCCAUGUCUUCCGUCAUGCACGGACAUGCCCACAACUGCUCCUCCAACGGAACAUACUGCUCCCUCGUUGACCUCGACUGCGGCAAGACGGUCAGCAUCACUGUGGUCACCAUAGAGAGGGGCUGCAGGAGCAAACCCAGCAUGCCAUACACUUUCCAAUCAGUCAUCUGCCCUCCCACUCAUGUGACUGGAGUGACAAACUGCACCAGUAAUGACAUCACAGUACACUGGGACCCAAGUCCAGAAAGCGGUGUUGACUACUUCCUCUACUCCGAAGAAGACAGUGGGGCCGUUGCAAACUUCUCCACUACACAGACAUCCCAUGUGAUAAAGGACCUGCAGUGCGGCGAACUUUAUUCUGUCAAGGUUGCUGCCAGGGACUCUGAGUGCACCAGCGUCUUCAGUCAGCCGAUAUGGACUGAAACAGCUCCGUGUCCUCCAACAAACCUGACUGUCAAAACUGAAUGUGCCACCAACAUGGCAAUACUGACUUGGGCACCGAGUGCACACGCCAAAUCCUACAAAGCCGAAGUGACCGGUAACCAUGGCCCCGUAGUUACCUGUUGGUCCAACACAACAAAUUGCUCUGUGCGCGUGGAUUGUGGACAUCAGUACACAGCAGUUGUGGUUGCUUGCAGUGAGACAUGCAACAGCAGCGCAUCCACCACUUUAACUUUUGACUCAGCUCCAUGUCUGCCUGACAAUGUGCACGCAGAGCUGGACUGCAACGUCAACUCCUUUGCGGUGAAGUGGAGGGGGACCCUUGACAACAGUGGCACUUACACUGCAAUGGCCAUCGGCAGUGACGGGUCACGCGAAACUUGUGACAGCCCAGGCACCAACUGCACCAUACACAACCUAAAAUGUGGCCUCAUGUACAGCAUCGCUGUCACUACGUCAUCCAUCGACUGUGGCACCAUCACUGACUCUAAUUACAAGCUGCAGUCAGCCCCCUGUAAACCAGACAGCGUGUGGGUGGAUUUGCAGUGCAGCACUAAUAUGGCGUUGGUCACCUGGAAAAACUCAGGUCCAGACCAGACCCAGCAUGUGUCAGCGGUGGACAGCAGAGGAAUGACCUACACCUGCAACUCCAGCAGCUCCAACUGCACCUUCGACAAGCUGCCCUGCGGGGAGACAUACACUGUCCAUGUGGUCGGCCACACAAAGACAUGCAGGAGUGAAGCGGCUAUCGCCGACCAGUUCAAAACAGCUCCAUGUGUUCCCACACAACUCACAGCACGGGUGGACUGUGGCUCUGGCAUCACCGUGGUUACAUGGGAUGGAUCACGUGGUGCCACAUCGUACACCGUCUAUGCUUUGGGCAGUCUCGGCCACAACGAUCACUGUGACCAUCACGACACCACCUGCGAUUUCAUAGACCUGGCGUGUGGACAGGACUAUAACAUCACAGUGGUUGCCCACCAUGACACCUGUGACAGCAUGGAAAGCGAGACCACCACUGCCUCCACGGGUCCUUGUCCCCACAGUGAUUUGAAGACAGAACUGGACUGCAACACUAACACAAUCGAUGUGUCUUGGUCUCCUGGAAGUGGCAUCCUCCACUACAGCGCCUCAGCUGAAUCCUUUUCCAUCUCACACCAGCAGACGUGCUCAACCAAUGGAUCCUCCUGCAAUAUCACCUCUCUGCACUGUGGGCAAAACUACAGAGUGAGCGUCUCUGGACAGGGACAGAACUGCCCUAGUCCUGCUCAGUAUUUCAACAGAGUCAACACAGCUCCCUGCCCUCCCACCCAGGUGAAGGUCAACUCGUCCUGUGAAUCAAACAACAUCUUGGUGUCAUGGGACGGCUCACAGGGCUCGGUCUCUUACAUGGCUGUGGCGGAAAAUGCACAGGGCGACCGGUGGACCUGUAACACUACCGGCACCACCUGCUGGAUGUCUGCUCUGCUCUGUGGACAUGAGUACAAGGUCUAUGUUGUUGGUAUUGAUGAGACGUGCAAAGGAGCCAAGAGCGAAAUAAAAAUAAUUCACACCGCCCCCUGCGUACCAGAGAACGUACAGAACCAUCUCGACUGUCUGUCUGGUGUCCUCAAUGUUACCUGGCAGUCGACUGGUCACUUUUUAAAGUUCCACACCUCAGUGAUGAGCAGCAAAGGUCACGUCAGCACCUGCACAACAAACAAGCAUCACUGCGUAGUACGGAACUUGGGGUGCGGGCUGACCUACAAUGUUACAGUCGUGGCCCAAGAUGAGACUUGCAACAGCUCCCACAGCCCCAUAGAGCAGAUCUCUUCAGCUCCCUGCCCUCUCCCGUCGUUCCUUCCUGUGGUGAACUGCAGCACCGGAAAUGUAUCUGUCACCUGGAACAACAGCAUGCCGGGGAUUGUGUACACAGUGUUUGCAGUUGACGCCAUGGGUUACAGACAUAACUGCAGCGGUACCAACAGAGGCUGCACUCUAAACACACUGAAGUGCGGGACAGAGUACAGUGUCACCAUCACACCGUCCAGGGGCGAUUGUGUGGGCAAAGACAGCCACACAAAAAUGAUCAUGACAGUUCCCUGUGUACCUCACCUGUCAGACGUGGAGAUCGACUGCUUGAUGAACUCAGCGUGGGUGAUGUAUAAUUACUCUGCCGGAGCUAAAGACUACAUUGUUAUGGCAACAGACAGCCAGGGUAAUGUCCAGACAUUUGAGUGCAACUACACUUCAGACUGGAUGUGCCCUCUGCCACCACUGAUGUGCAGCAAGAAUCUCACCUUUACUCUGAAGGCUCAGGACCAGCAAUGCACCAGUGCGCCCAGCAACGCCAUCACAACUGAAACAGCUCCCUGUCCUCCUGAGGACGUUAUGGACAAAGUGGACUGUAAAAACGGAACAAUUUCCGUCACCUGGUCAGGUGUUCCUGGUGCGAUAAGGUACAAAGCCAUGCUGGAGGAGGUGUCUGGAGGUAAUACCAGCUGCUGCACCACACCAGGCACCAGCUGUAAUAUCACACAUCUGCCAUGUGGAGAAAUGUACACCCUGCAUGUCAUGGCUGAGGGACGAACCUGUAAUAGUUCAGAGAUCAGAGGCCACAUCACCAGGACAGCUCCAUGUGUCCCUGAGGAUCUACAAGUCAGUCUGAGCUGCAGCAACAAUGUGGCCUCCAUGUCCUGGAGCCAGAGCAAGGGAGGACAGCUUUACGUUGUGAAAGCAGUGGGUACUGAUGGCCACACGCACGAGUGCAUGUCGCCUGGGAGCCAGUGUGAUCUGACAGAUCUGCAUUGUGGAGAGUACUAUACAGCCACUGUGACUGCAGAGGUCAUGGAGUGCAAGAGCAAACCAAGUGACAGUGUGAUGUUCAAGACAGUGCCAUGCACGCCGGCAAACAUCUCCUCUAUGGUGGACUGCGAGACCGAUUCUCUGAUUAUUUCCUGGUCCGAUAGCCCAGGAGCUGAUUCCUAUUUGGCCACAUUGGAGGACAGCAUUGGUCGGGGCACAACCUGUCAGGGCACAAUAGAGGGCUCCUGCAAUGUGACAGGAAUCGCCUGCGGUCAGAUCUACCACGUCUUUGUGGUCUCCUCUGAUGGAAUCUGUGACAGCCCACCCACUCCUGUGAUUGACACACCUUCAGCCCCCUGUAAACCAAGACAUAUCGAGGCGGUAAUAGACUGCCACACGGAUUCAGCCGUGGUGCACUGGGACGUGGGUUUUGGAGCUUUGUGGUACAUAGCCAUGGCCACCACAGCGUCAGGUCACCAAGUCACCUGUGAGACAAACAUGACCUACUGUGAGCUGGAAGGCCUGCACUGUGGUCAAAGUUACUCAGUGUCUGUCAAAGCUGCAGGAGAGAGCUGCGGCAGCAUUAUUGCUACCAUGACAGGACAGCUGGAAACUGCGCCUUGCAUCCCAGAACACGUCACCACUCAUUACAGCCUAACGAUCGGCCAGGUGCAGUGGGACAUGACCACUGGUGCUGCUUACUACUUUGUCAAGGCAGAAACAGACGAGGGCCUCUCAUCAACCUGUAAUACUCCUGACACCUUUUGUGCACUGUAUGACAUGAAGUGUAGCCAAAAGUACCAUGUGAAAGUCACAGCAAACAACAAUGUGUGCACAGACGCGUCCACCUCUACUGAAAACGUCACGAUUAUAACAGAGCCUUGCCCGCCCAAACACCUGCAGGCAACUGUUAACUGUCAGGAGAACAUUGGACUCGUGUCAUGGGAGGCCAGUAUGGGCGCUGUGGCUUACAAGACUGAGCUUGCUGGGCGCGAUGGCCACUUACUGUCCUGUCACACGAAUGACACUUACUGCGACAUCGAAGGCCUCCACUGUGGAGUCAUCUACCACACCAGUACCUAUGCCAUUGGGGAGACACUCGACAGCCUCCCCACUGACGUCGUCCUGCUGGUUUCAGCUCCCUGUCCAGCUGGAAAUGUGGCAGCUACAUCAGACUGCUACAGCAACACAGCAUUUGUCUCGUGGGACGAAGCCAAUGGAGCAAUCUCCUACAUGAUAACUGCUGAAUCGAAAGAAGGCUACCAGGCGUCAUGUGAGACUGAUCAAUUCCACUGUCAUCUGACAGACCUGCAUUGUGGUCAAAUGUACUACAUCACGAUCACGAGCAUCAGCGACCACUGCCACACUGUGACACACACUAAUGUCACCUUCAGUACACGCCCCUGUAAGCCAAUGUAUGUUGGAGUGGACCUGCAGUGUGGGACGAGCACCGCUAACUUGUACUGGGAGGAUCAAGAGGAAGUGGAGCUCUACAUGGCGACUGCCACCUGCAGCGGCGGAAUGACUCUGCAUUGCAACUCCACCAACUCCACCUGCCAGUUCUCUAACCUGACCUGUGGCGAAACCUACAAGUUCUCUGUAACUGCACACAGCUAUAUGUGCUACAGUGAAACCAGCAGCACAGUGGAGAUUAAGACCGAACCCUGUCCGGCAACUAACCUGAGGAUCACUGGGUCGUGCUACAACGCUACAUCGACAGUGAUGGUGGAAUGGUCUGACGCUCCAGGUGCAUUGCUCUACGUGUUGACAGCCUCUGGAGACCUGGGAUUUACCACAUCUUACCAAACCAAUGAAACCAUGAUGGAGACUGAUCUACCCUGUGGACAAGUAUAUACUUUCACCGUAAUAUCUCAAGAUGAACGAUGUGACAGUGUUGCGAGCAUGCCCGAACAAUACAAGACAGGUCCCUGCAUCCCACAGCAUGUUCAGAGCUUUACACACUGUGAGGACAGUGUGGGCGCGGUCAGCUGGGCGACGAGUCCCGGAGCAGAGUCAUACGUGGCCGUUGCAACGGCACAGGAUGGCAGCACUGUCAUAUGCGCCACAAACACCACCACCUGCAUUUGGGAUGACCUGCAUUGCGGCACAGAGUAUACCGUCCACGUCACCGCCAUCGACAACAUGUGCAACAGCCUGCCUAGCAACAGCACUUCCAUACGGAUGGCACCUUGCAUACCCGAGAACUUGGUGUCAUCUUUUGACUGCGAUAUGAAGGUGGGAUCGCUGUCCUGGAAUGCCACUGAAACUGCAGUGUUAUACAUUGUGACUGCAGAGAACAACGGCGGCCACAAAGUGUCGCUGAGCACCAACGAAACCUGGACUUCCAUUUCUGAGUUCAUGUGUGGUCAGGAGUACUUCCUCUCUGUUCAGGCGAAAGAUUUUGUGUGUACAAGCAGCCCCAGUCCGCCCUCCAUGCUUAAGACAGAACCCUGUCCGCCUACCGACGUCUCCAGCGUCAUGAACUGCGCCUCCAACAUUGCGGUGGUGUCGUGGACUGGCUCACUUGGGGCGGAGUAUUACACUGCCACCUUAACGCCAGAACAUGGUCAGCCAAACAGCUGCAUGUCUGAGGGCCAGCAGUGUAGUAUGCCCAACGUCCAGUGUGGACAGAACUACACAGUGAUUGUCGUUGCCUCACAUAAGGAUUGUGACUCUGAUCCCAGUGAGCCCGACACUCUGCAAUCAGUGCCUUGUGUUCCUACUGAUGUGAAAAUCGAGGUUGACUGCUCCAGAAAUGAGGCUGUUGUGUCCUGGAGUUCUAGCGACGGUGCUGUGUCUUACCAAGUGAUGGCUGAGAGCAAAAAGGGAUCCAUUUCCUUCUGUGAAACUGGAGGCCUCAUGUGUACUUUGACCAACCUGACCUGUGGACACAACUACUUAGUUCAGGUGGUUGCGCAGGAUGGUAUCUGCUCAUCUUUGCCCAGCCCAGCUAUAGACUUCUAUUCAGUUCCCUGCAUUCCAGACAUUGGUUCAGUGAUUUUGGAUUGCUACACAAACUCGGCUCUCUUGGACUGGGCCUACACUAAGGGCGCCAUGUUCUACAACGGAACAGCCCGAUCCUCUAGUGGCCACAUUUCCAUCUGCAGCUCCAACUACACCUACUGUGAGCUGCGGGACCUGCAUUGUGGCGAGACAUAUACUGUGACCACUGUGGCCUCCAAUGGACAGUGCAGCAGCCCCUCCAGCAUGAGUUUGCAGGUGACAUCAGUGCCAUGUCCUCCUGAGGGUGUUAUGCCGGUACUGAACUGCUCUACCAACACAGCACAGGUAGAAUGGCAGACCAGCAAGGGGGCUAGUUCCUACAUUGUCCAAGCCUUCGGUGUGGAAGAACACAAAACUGGCUGCGAGUCAAAGACGGAUUCCUGUAUCCUCUCAGACCUCAAGUGUGGCUUCACCUACGACAUCAUUGUGAUUGCUGCUAACAGCAUGUGCAACGUGUCACAAAGUAAAGUGAUACAGCUCAAAGCAGUGCCCUGCAUACCUCAGCAUGUGGAGGCCCGGGUGGUUUGUGAAUCUGGUGGAGUGGCAGUUUCUUGGGAACGGAGUAAAGGGGCUUCAUCCUACACCUCAUUCGCCCAGGGCAUGGCCGGCUACGCUUCCACACACAACAGCAACGAAACAACUAGCCUGUUCAAUGACUUGCUGUGCGGCCAUAACUACUCGAUCACUGUUAGUGCUUCAAAUGGCAUAUGUAGCAGUGCAGAAAGCUCUGCUGUGGAUAUUGAUACAGUGCCAUGUGUACCACAGAACGUAACAGCAAAGAUGAUGUGCAGCAGCGACACAGGAAUGGUGUCGUGGGAAGAAGGGGAGGGUGUGUCCUCCUACAAGGUGCACGCUUUUGGACCGGAUGGUCACAAGGUUGAGUGUAACAACACUGGAAGCAGUUGUCAGCUCCCCAGCAUGCACUGUGGCCAGCUCUACAAUCUGAAAGUUACAGCUAAGGAUGGACGCUGUGAUAACAGCCAAGCCAAUCUCACCCUGCAGUCAGUACCUUGUAAGCCAACCAAUGUCAAAGCUUCCCUACACUGCCACUCAAACUCUGCUGCAGUCACAUGGGAGCGAGGCAUCGGAGCACAUUCCUACGUUGCAGUGGCUGUUACAACAGAUGGAAGUCACCAGACCAAGUGUAACCACACUAUGACGUACUGUGAUCUAACUGACCUGCAGUGUGGACAGACCUACAACAUAAAGGUGUAUGCCAAGGAUGAGUCCUGCUCUAGUAUGGCCAGUGACGAGGCUUACGUGCAGACAGCUCCCUGUGCACCUCAGAAUGUGACUGUUGAUGCACAAUGCACUAAAGACGCCAUGGUUGUGUCUUGGUCUCCCAACCCCGAUGCCAAGUAUUUCCAUGUGGCAGCGGUGAGCAACACCAUGGCGAGACUCUACUGUAACUCCAGCGGCACCACCUGCACUAUGAAGAAUCUACCGUGUGGACAGAGCUACAACAUUACUGUGAUUUCUGUUAGAGACGAUUGUGAGAGCAAACCAAGCCCAGUGGUGAAGACUUCUUCAGUUCCAUGUGUGCCCAUGAAUCCCAAGGGUGAUCUGGACUGUGUAUCUAACAAUGCAUGGGUGGAAUGGGACGAUUCAAAAGGAGCAACCAGCUACUUUGUGCUAGCUCAAUCAGCCGGUGGUCACAGCUCCAACUGCACUGCCCCCUCCUCCCACUGUAAAGUGCCAGAUCUGGAAUGUGGGACAGUUUACACCUGCCAUGUCACGGCUAUGAACAAGUACUGCAGCAGUAAUCACAGCGCCACCUUUGAGAUUGAGACAGGACCUUGCGCUUUAACAUCCAUCAAUGCAACAACUGAGUGCCACAAUGACACCAUCCUGGUUGAAUGGGAGGAAACAGUUGGCAUUCCCAUUUACCUGGUGACCGCUGAGGCCGACGACCUAACCACCAUUUCCUGUAAAAGCAAUUCGAGUUCAUGUUUACUCAAGGGCGCACUCUGUGGCACGCACUACAGCGUCAUAGUAUCAACUUCUUCUGAUAAGUGCAGCACCCUCAGAAGCCCUCCAAGGAAGAUUAAAACAGUGCCCUGUGUCCCAGGAAAUGUGACAGUGGUGCCAUCAUGCAAGGAGAAUGGGGCGACUGUGACAUGGGCACACUCACCUGUGGCCGUAUCUUACAACCUGACAGCAACAGGAAGCGAUGGACACGUCGUGAAUUGCAGCAGUAAAGUGAACAACUGCUCCUUGGCCGAUCUUCACUGUGGCCAAAUGUACAAAUUAAUCAUCACGGCCAAGGGACACGACUGCACCAGCUAUCCCAGCAUUUCUUCCUUCAAAACAAUGCCCUGUGCACCCUCUGGUGUCGCAGUGGAUCUCGAUUGUGAAACACACUCCGCCAUGCUGUCUUGGUACGCCACUGAGGACGCCGUGGAAUAUUUUAGCUGUGCCCAGCCUAUGAAGGGAGACGCCCUGUACUGUAACAACAAUACUACUUACUGCAUCUUUGAGGGCCUGGAGUGCGGUGAAAUUUACAAUUUCUCCGUUCAAGCAUCUAAUGGCAUCUGCAACAGCUCAUUUAGUCCACCUCUGCAGGCCGGAGCAGCUCCAUGCCCUCCAACCUAUCUGAAUGUCCGGAUGCAGAGGAUAGACCAAUCAUAUUGGGCCAUGAUAUCAUGGGACAGAGUCAAUUGUUCUGAUGUCGAAUACUCGGUGGAAGUAAUCGGACGACUCAAUAACAACUCACAAACCUUGAUGAAUAUCUCUUCCUACUGGCUACCCAGACCGUACUUUGAGCUUCCGGUGCCAUGUAGCACAGCUUAUAACGUGACUGUACGUGCCAAAAACUCAGCUGGGGUCAGCGAGCCGUCCACUGCCUUCAGUGGAGUCACAGUCCCCUGCCCUCCACAGUACGUAAGAUACACCGGUAGCAGACCACUUGCCAUGCUGUCCUGGAAUGCGUCGGUGUUUGCUACAUGGUACACCGUCUACAAUGUAUCAGGAGGAAGCCGCAUGGUGCUUUGCAACACCACCGAGCUCUCCUGCCAGCUGACCAACUUCGAUCCCAAUGCCACUGAAGUGACAGCUAGCAAUGACGUAGGGGAGGGCAACCCCAGCCGAAAUAUAACAGGUCCCGGGGUAUCUCGCAGAAGAAGAGAUCUGCGGACCACUCAAGUCUUUACCCGAUUAGAAGAAAAGCUUGAAAUGCCAGAAGGGCUGACGGUUACAGCAAAAGGAGUUACCUUGUAUGUGAAUUGGAAGGCGAUGCAGGGCGUAACCGAGUACACACUCGUCAUUCAUGAGAAGCCGAGAGAGCAGUGGACCGACGUGACGCCCAUAGUGAGAAGUGUGGAAGGUACCUUUCAUAAAGAGACUGGCCUCAAACCCUGGACUAGAUACUGUGUUAAGGUGGCAGCCAAAAAUGGCAUGAACCACAGCAACUACCCUCACAAGUGCACAAACACUAGCAGCUCUUAAUGAAAUUAUACGCAUUCACUGACACUGGACUAAACAGGAUUGCCAUUAUAGUGGUUCUUUAUUUGUCUUCUCCACUCAGUAGCUUCCAGAACAGAAUUGUUACUGGUUUGAUCUUUAAGGACUUUAGGAGAAUAAUUGCAAAAAAAAGAGUAAUCACAACUACAAAGCAAUAACAAAAUUCUUCUGAUUCGGGGUACAACUUACAUGUCACACACAAAUACUGAUCAAACCUCUCAAGAAGCUUUAGAUUGAAAUGCUUAUGAAUCUUUGUUAACAAUAGUUUGUAUACCUUUUCAUAAUUGUGGCUGAUAUCAUAGCAGCAUGUGACAUUAUAGCUGUGUAAUAAAGUAUUGCUGAGAAUAUAUUUAUCUAAAAUGGUUAUAUUUUUUGCGGUUGGUUAUUAGAUUCUCUGGAUGAUUGUUAAGCCCAAAAAAUGUAGUGUAAACUAAUAAACUGAUAAUUUAUCAAGCAA
Messenger RNA from Stegastes partitus (bicolor damselfish), 14793 nucleotides. RefSeq names its product fibronectin type III domain containing 7b (gene fndc7b). Bases 21 to 14321 code for a protein of 4766 amino acids. The transcript has 59 exons. The record is from RefSeq and is a predicted model, not a curated record. Gene Ontology annotation, molecular function: protein binding. NCBI's taxonomy places the organism in Eukaryota, Metazoa, Chordata, Actinopteri, Pomacentridae.